AUGGCGGAACAACCUCGUACCCCACGUACCCCUCGCGCCUCAGGUUCUUUGGUGUUGGGAGAGUCUUGGGUGAUGACCGACAUAGCCUCUAUCAAGGAGACAGACUCAAAAGAAAACCAGGCACCAGAAACCCCAACCCCGCAGCCGAGAGAGCGGCGUAAAUUUAACCAAACAUCAACUCAGCCAACAGAGUCGCCCAAAUCCAGUUCAUCGUUGUCCAUGUCGGGUCCGGAACUCAUCAUGCCCUCAAUAUACGAAACCCCCAUCUCAGAGGCAUCUUGGGUAGCGCCAAAUCUGCGCCCAAGAGCCCGACUAUCAAAGAAGCAAUUCAAGACCUCUCAUCCAGGGUCGCAGCCAGAUCAGCUGCAGCCUAGCCCUGUGAUCGACCGUACAGACUCGGACUCAUCAGUUCCAAAGCACCAAAUCAAGCAGCAGAGUAUAUUCAUAAAGCUCGAGGUGGUCUGUCGUCAGCAUAGUGCUCUUAUCCGCAAAGCGAUCAACGCACUGCUGAUAGCCCUCAUCCUCCACCUCUUAGUCCUUCCUGAAAUCAUUUACCAAGCCCAAGACCUUUGCCGGCUUCCCACCUUGAAGACCAUGUAUCGAGAUAGCUGCGUGCAAUUUAACCCCAGUCCCUUCCAGUCCUAUCCCUCAAACCCCAACUCCCCCCAACAAACCAUCAUCGCAUCCCAGAAACAUCUUGAGACCGUUUUUGAUAUCUCCCUCCGAAAUUUUACUUCCCUCGCGCUCAACCUCAAGGAAAGUGAAAAGAUGCUGCACGAUCUACAAGACCACCUGGAGUCCAGCUUCCCGAAUGUGCGCAAUGCCCUAGAUCUCGAGUUCCGAGGCAGUGAUAAGGCUGUGCGGACCGCAGCCUGGGAAUUUGACUCCCUCCGUGCGGAUCUGCGCUCUGCAGUUGACAGUCUCGUUGCAUCUCAGCCAUCUCUUGAAACGAGCGGCUCGAUCGCUCGUGAUGCCCGGUCAGCAGCCCAGAUCCAGCGACGUGGAGAGUAUCUAGACCGGCUGCGAUCACAGAUCAGUACCAAAGCUGAUUCUCUCGGUAACCGGCUCAGCACUCUCGAUGACCACCUGGAAGCAGUAGAUAGUAUCAUAGCACGCGAGGAGCGUAGGGCUACUUUGCUGGGUACAUCGCACGAUGGCAGUGGAACUGGCGCUGUAGCUGGAUUGCAGGCUAUUUUGAAUUCUAUAUUUGUUUCACGUCCGUCCUCAUCAGCAGAAGCGACUGGCUCAAAUGACAUGAUGAGUGAUGGCCAAAUCCAGCCCGUGACUACUGUGGUAUUAUUGAAGCUCGCUACAACGCACCACCACCCUAUUGCUGAUUCUGUGCUCCAUCUAUCCCAGCAGCUACGUGAUUUACGUCCUCGUCUGUCUCCUUGGUGA
Molecule: messenger RNA, 1398 nt
Organism: Penicillium taxi
Lineage: Eukaryota; Fungi; Ascomycota; Eurotiomycetes; Eurotiales; Aspergillaceae
Exons: 1
Coding region: 1-1398 (465 amino acids)
Source: RefSeq, a predicted model, not a curated record